Molecule: messenger RNA, 2470 nt
Organism: Trifolium pratense (red clover)
Lineage: Eukaryota; Viridiplantae; Streptophyta; Magnoliopsida; Fabales; Fabaceae
Product: glycosyl hydrolase 5 family protein-like
Exons: 2
Coding region: 4-825 (273 amino acids)
Molecular function (GO): hydrolase activity, hydrolyzing O-glycosyl compounds
Source: RefSeq, a predicted model, not a curated record
AAAAUGAAAGAAAAAAGAAAUUCUCUUCCACUUAAAUUCAAGAUGUUGAGAGAAACCAUUCAAUCAUUGUUUCUUCUUCUCGUUUUCAUCUCAGCAUCACAACAUGCAAAUGCUUAUCCUUUAUGUACACAAUCAAGAUGGAUCAUAGAUGAAUCAACAAAUGAAAGAGUGAAACUUGUGUGUGGAAAUUGGGCAGGUCAUCUUCAACCAAUGAUCCCUGAAGGUCUUGAUAGAAGACCUUUAAAGGAACUUGUUGGUGAGCUUGUUAAAAACAAAUUCAAUUGUGUUAGAUUAACUUAUGCAAUUUAUAUGUGGACAAGAUAUGAACAUGAGAUUGUGAAUGUUACUUUUAGUCAUUUGGAUGCACCUGAAGUUGUGUAUGGUAUUACUAAGUAUAAUCCUUCAAUUUUGAAAAUGACUCAUAUUGAAGCUUUUGAUGCUGUUGUGAAUGAACUUGGUAAUCAGAAUGUUAAAGUUUUGCUUGAUAAUCAUGUUAGUGAACCUAAAUGGUGUUGUAAUGAUGAUGAUGAGAAUGGAUUCUUUUUUGAUAGACAUUUUGAUCCUCAAGAAUGGAUUGAAGGACUUACUUUGGCAGCCGAACACUUUAAGGGACAUCAUGCUGUAUGUAUAUUACUGGCUUUCCACUUCUUUCUUUUUAUUCCUUUCUUGAGUUUUUUUUUUGUAUUAACCCUCUCGUUCUUAGGGGAAGGGGGUCCCGGUAGUCCAGAGUUCGGCCGCAUGGUAAGUAGUAUGGCCAAAAACUGUUCCCAUCAGAAAUUGAACUCGGGUUCUCCCGAACAUUCCGUCCUAAGGGGAGCUCAUUAACCCCUUGAGCCCAAUGUCUUGGUUUUCUUUCUCGAGUUUUAGAUAAAUGUCAUAAAUUGUUAGUUUAGUCCUUCAAUUUUAGUCUAUAAAAGAACCCAAGAGCACUUGGAUGAGAUGGUCAGAGAUCUCUUCUUGCUUAACCGGAGGUCCUGGAUUCGAAUACAGCCUGGGAAUGCAGAAGUGUUAAGUCUCUUAAGGAAGAGUUUUGGCAUCCAUUGUGGUUCUACCUGGCUCAAGUAUUAAUCUCCGCAUAGCGGCUCACACAUUGAGUACAUAAGAGAUCAUACAACUCUUUGUUGUGAACCAAACUAUCAAUACAAUCUUACGAAUUUGAACAGAAUCAAUCUGACUGGUUUUUAUUGAUUAAUAAUAGAUUGUGGCAAUGAGUUUGAGGAAUGAAUUACAUGGACCAAGACAAAAUCUAAAAGAUUGGUACAAGUACAUGAGCCAAGGUGCACUAGCAAUCCAUAAAGCAAAUCCAAAUGUACUUGUGGUUAUCUCAGGUUUAAACUAUGACACAGAAUUGCAGUUUUUAAGGAACAAACCAAUGGACAUAGACUUGGGACGAAAAAUGGUGUUUGAGUAACAUUUAUACUCAUGGUCUGGAAUUGGAACACUCAAAUUGAAAGAGAUUUGGUCUAAGCAACCGUUGAAUAGAAUUUGCGAGAAUAACAUUAAAGCGUUAGAUCAAAGAGUUGGUUUCCUUACCAUUGGUGAGAGUGCAUUUCCUUUGAUCUUUACAGAGUUUGGAUUUGAUCAAUCAGGCUCUACAGUUGAAGAUAAUAGGUUCUUGACAUGUCUUCAAACAUAUUUUGUUGGAAGAGACUUGGAUUGGGGUUUGUGGGCUUUUCAUGGUAGUUAUUAUUUUAGAGAAGAACAAGUUCAACUUGAUGAGAGUUUUGGUCUUGUUGAUGCUACUUGGCAUAAUCUUAGAAACCCCAAUUUCACUGACAAGUUCCAACUUCUGCAAAGGAAAAAUCAAGAUCCUACUUCCAAACUAACAAAAACAUAUAUCAUGUACCAUCCUCUUACUGGUAAAUGUGCACAAGUGAAUAAAAACAAUCAACUUGAACUUGGAAGCUGUGAAAAUCAAAAGAGAUGGACAUAUGAUGAUUCUCAAAUCCUUUUGAGUGACAGUAAGAAGUGCUUAACUGCUUCCGGCGAAGGGCAUCCGGUUUCCGUUACUGAUGCUUGCCAUAGCAAGAACAGUUCAUGGGAAACUGCAUCGAUUUCUAGGCUUCAUUUGGCUACUAUUGAUCAAGAUGGCAAACAACUUUGCUUGCAUAAGGAUUCAAAUUCAUCUGUUAUUGUCACUUCAAAAUGUAUCUGCAUACAUGAUAAUUCUCUUUGUCUUGAUGAUCCUCAAAGUCAAUGGUUUCAACUUGUUGCUACCAAUGUAUAGUUUGAGUUAUGAAUUGCUCUUUAAAUAUGUAUAGAGCUUUGGUCUGUUAAUUACUUUAGAUUUAUUAGUUAAUUAGGUUGGUCAGAAAGGAAUUUAGUUUUUCUUAUUGAUUUGCUCUAUUACUAGUAAUGUUAUGUUUAGGUUUCAAGAAAUGCAAUCGCAUAAUAACUUAAGACAUUUAUUUGUCUAUUUCCUAUUGACGAUCAUAAUAGAAUUCUUGAAUUUUUUUACACCAAAAACAAA